AUGGCCAAGAAGGCGGAGGAGAUGGCGGCCAAGGCCGCGAAGGCAACUGCCUUCGUGAACGCCAAGGCCUACUUGUUGAAUUAUGUCAGCAAGAUGGCCGAAGGCCAUCAAAAAGAGCUGUUGAAGGAGGCCCUUCGGGGUUUGGAUCUCUGGGGAGAGAUCCCCGCCCUCCAGCCCGCCAAGGACCAGCAGAUGACGGAGGAGACCGCCGGUCCCAAGGCCUAG
Messenger RNA from Colletotrichum destructivum, 225 nucleotides. RefSeq lists its product as uncharacterized. Bases 1 to 225 code for a protein of 74 amino acids. The record is from RefSeq and is a predicted model, not a curated record. Lineage: Eukaryota; Fungi; Ascomycota; Sordariomycetes; Glomerellales; Glomerellaceae. The transcript has 2 exons.